Messenger RNA from Vespa crabro (European hornet), 1331 nucleotides. It is a transcript of the gene lwr, whose product is annotated as SUMO-conjugating enzyme UBC9-B. The coding region runs from base 224 to 703 and encodes 159 amino acids. Gene Ontology annotation, molecular function: SUMO conjugating enzyme activity. Gene Ontology annotation, biological process: protein sumoylation. The transcript has 4 exons. NCBI's taxonomy places the organism in Eukaryota, Metazoa, Arthropoda, Insecta, Hymenoptera, Vespidae. Gene Ontology annotation, cellular component: nucleus. The record is from RefSeq and is a predicted model, not a curated record.
ACGAACGCAUUGGUACGCUCUUACUAGUAUCAGUUUAAUCCUUGUGAUAUAAAGUGUUUAAUGCGAUUUCGACGAAAAAGGUGGCUGUGAUUUGAAGUCAGGAACAGUAGAAAGCUUCAUCGUGGUAAUAUUAAAUUUUCUAACUACGAGGAGCGCUGUACACGUUUCCCGCCUGUUAAAAAUUCUUACGUUAAUCGAGUGAGGACAAUUUUCUUGCAGAUAAAUGUCAGGCAUUGCUAUUGCAAGACUCGCCGAAGAGCGAAAAGCAUGGAGGAAGGAUCAUCCGUUUGGCUUUGUGGCAAGGCCAACAAAAAAUCCAGAUGGUACGCUUAAUUUGAUGAGUUGGGAAUGUGCAAUCCCUGGAAAGAAAUCUACUCCUUGGGAAGGUGGAUUAUAUAAAUUGCGAAUGAUCUUUAAAGAUGAUUAUCCUUCUAGUCCACCAAAAUGCAAAUUCGAACCACCAUUAUUCCAUCCAAAUGUAUACCCAUCUGGAACGGUAUGUCUUUCUUUGUUGGACGAAGAAAAAGAUUGGCGACCAGCAAUUACAAUAAAACAAAUCCUUUUGGGUAUUCAAGAUUUACUUAAUGAACCUAAUGUAAAAGAUCCAGCCCAAGCUGAAGCUUACACAAUAUAUUGUCAAAAUCGCUUGGAAUAUGAAAAACGUGUAAGGGCUCAGGCAAGAGCAAUGGCACCUCAAGAAUAAAAAUUAUCUACUACUUGAUAAAUAUAAACUUAUGUAAAGAUACCAUUACAUCUACGCAUAUAGUAUUCUUUUGAGUUGAUUAAUUAAAAAUAUUUUUUUAUAAGUAAAACAAAAAACUAUGUGUAUAUAUAUAUAUAUAUAUAUAUAAAUAUAUAUAUAUAUAUAUAUAUGUAUAUAUAUAUAAAAAUUGUUAAUAUUACAUUGUCAUCUAUUUCAAUAUAAUUUUUUUUUUUUCUUCUGAAGAUAAACUAUGUGUCGUUAAAUAUUACAAAAUUAAUUAGUUUUUAACGUAGAUUAACUAUUCAUACAAAUUUACGAUAUUUUUUAUUUGAAAAGUACUAAUAACAUUUUACGACAUUUAAAUAAAUCUAUUAAUUUUAGCAAUAAUCGAUAGAUUUAUUAGGAUGAAGUAUAAUAAGGCUAAUUAAAUAAUAAGUCUCUCUCACACACCACACACACACACACACUCUCUCUCUCUCUCUCUGUCAAUCACAAAAAAAGUAUUUAUGCAUCAUAAAAAUACAUUCGUAUAAGUAUCUUUCUUAUGGCAGUAUCCCUAGUUAAUAAGCUCAUUCAAUUAAAAUAAACAAUGUACAAAAUUUAAGAAAUAAAUCAUUUAAAUGUUAAA